AACAACCGGAAGUCCUUAUUUAGCCGGCGGUCAGACUUCGGUUGGGAUCCCCGCAGCCGGGGUGAUCGCUGGACGGAGAGUGCUUGGAGUGACUGACCAAAUGCCAAAUAUCAAAAUCUUCGGUGGCAGCUCCCACCAGGACUUAUCCCAGAAAAUUGCCGACCGCCUGGGCCUGGAGCUAGGCAAGGUGGUGACGAAGAAAUUCAGUAACCAGGAGACGUGUGUGGAAAUUGGCGAGAGCGUGAGGGGAGAGGAUGUCUACAUCGUGCAGAGUGGUUGUGGCGAAAUCAACGACAGCCUCAUGGAGCUUUUGAUCAUGAUUAAUGCCUGCAAGAUCGCUUCAGCCAGCCGGGUUACCGCCGUCAUCCCAUGCUUCCCUUAUGCCCGGCAGGAUAAGAAGGAUAAGAGCCGGGCCCCAAUAUCCGCCAAGCUUGUGGCGAAUAUGCUGUCUAUAGCAGGUGCAGACCAUAUCAUCACCAUGGAUUUACAUGCUUCUCAGAUUCAGGGCUUUUUUGAUAUCCCCGUAGACAAUCUGUAUGCGGAGCCAGCUGUCCUGAGGUGGAUAAGGGAGAACAUCUCUGAGUGGAGGAACUGCAUUGUUGUCUCACCGGACGCGGGUGGAGCUAAGCGAGUGACCUCCAUCGCAGACUGGUUGAACGUGGACUUCGCCUUGAUUCACAAAGAACGGAAGAAGGCCAACGAAGUGGACCGCAUGGUGCUAGUGGGAGACGUGAGGGAUCGUGUGGCUAUCCUGGUGGAUGACAUGGCUGAUACCUGUGGCACCAUCUGUCACGCAGCUGACAAACUCCUCUCAGCGGGAGCCACCAAAGUUUAUGCGAUCUUGACUCACGGAAUCUUUUCCGGGCCGGCCAUGGCUCGCAUCAACAGUGCAUGCUUUGAAGCAGUGGUAGUCACCAAUACCAUACCUCAGGAGGAUAAGAUGAAGCAGUGCCCCAGAAUACAGGUGAUCGACAUCUCCAUGAUCCUUGCAGAAGCCAUCAGGAGAACUCACAACGGGGAAUCUGUUUCCUACCUGUUCAGCCAUGUCCCUUUGUAACAGAAUUCUGUUUUAAAAUAAAAUAAGAU
This is a messenger RNA of Mustela erminea (ermine), 1086 nucleotides long. It is a transcript of the gene PRPS1L1, whose product is annotated as phosphoribosyl pyrophosphate synthetase 1 like 1. The record is from RefSeq and is a predicted model, not a curated record. The transcript has a single exon. Gene Ontology annotation, biological process: ribonucleoside monophosphate biosynthetic process; purine nucleotide biosynthetic process; 5-phosphoribose 1-diphosphate biosynthetic process. Bases 101 to 1057 code for a protein of 318 amino acids. Gene Ontology annotation, molecular function: ribose phosphate diphosphokinase activity; magnesium ion binding; ATP binding. NCBI's taxonomy places the organism in Eukaryota, Metazoa, Chordata, Mammalia, Carnivora, Mustelidae. Gene Ontology annotation, cellular component: ribose phosphate diphosphokinase complex; cytoplasm.